UCGUUGAAGAAGUGGUGUUGUAUAUAUUAAAUAGAAUUAUCUCCAAAAGGUGCUUGAAAGAAAGUGGGGUCGGGUAGGCAUAUAAAUAAGUUGCAUAAGACCAUUCCCUUAUUCCACACCUUCACACAACACAGUCCUUCUCUCAAUCAAACACUGCAAAAUGGCUAAGGUUUACCCUCAGUUACCAACAUCUCCUCAGACUCAGUGUCUCACAUCCAAAAGAGAAACAUACACUCUAUGGUUGAAAUCACUCGUCUUCCACUCCAAUGGAUGCACUGUCUAUGACUCAAAUGGUGACAUCGUUUACAGAGUUGACAACUACGACAGAAAGGGUAGAAGAGAGGUUAAUCUCAUGGAUCUACGAGGCAAAGUUCUCUGCACCAUAAAGAAGAGAUUACUAGCUCUUGGAUGUUGGGAAGGACACAGAUGCAUCAGUUCAGAUUUUGGCAGCCAGGAACAACCGUGGUUCCAAGUAAAAAGAUGUAACCAAAUGAUCAAAGGGAAAGUAGCUUGCCAAGUUUCUGUGGGGUGCCAAAAGUACAGCAUAGUAAGAAUCGGUGGCAAAGCAGAAGCAUUUAGGAUCGUGAACACCGAUGGACAAAUCGUUGCCGAGGCAAAGCAAAAACACUCACCCUCAGGUGUUGUACUGAGUAACGAUGUUCUAACGUUGGAUUUGGCUGCCGGCACGGAUCAUUCUCUCAUAAUGGCUUUGAUCACAGUAUAUGGAUUGAUAUGUGGUAUAAUGUAAAAGAGAGAAAACUGCCAGUUCGUCGAUUUCAAACACACAAUUCAUUGGAGACUGAUUCAGGAUUGCUUGGCCUUUGUGACUGAUCUAAUGUUAUUCCAAGUUCACUUUGUAAAUUUUCUGAGUGACAAGUUUUGUAAUCAGAAUUAUUUUCUUAGUUUGUAUAGAUAGUAUAUGUAUGUAGACAUAUAUUGUUUACAGAAGAAACACGAUACGAUUUGUUGUAGACUCCAUGUUUGGAAUUUGACCAAAUGUUGUGUUUUUGA
Messenger RNA from Vigna umbellata (rice bean), 1011 nucleotides. Its product is annotated as protein LURP-one-related 4. The record is from RefSeq and is a predicted model, not a curated record. NCBI's taxonomy places the organism in Eukaryota, Viridiplantae, Streptophyta, Magnoliopsida, Fabales, Fabaceae.